Molecule: messenger RNA, 1527 nt
Organism: Loxodonta africana (African savanna elephant)
Lineage: Eukaryota; Metazoa; Chordata; Mammalia; Proboscidea; Elephantidae
Gene: ANTXRL
Product: ANTXR like
Exons: 16
Coding region: 1-1527 (508 amino acids)
Cellular component (GO): cell surface; plasma membrane
Molecular function (GO): transmembrane signaling receptor activity
Source: RefSeq, a predicted model, not a curated record
AUGGCGAGCCAUGGCCCCUGGGCGCCCUGCCCUGCACCCUUCUUGCUGCUGCUGCUUCUGCCACCGCCACCACUGCUGCCUGGUGCUGGGAGCUUUGGCCACCGAGGCCAUGGUUCCAAAAGCGUGAGACACAGGUGGCGCCAGGGGACAGGUGAGCAGAUCUCCUGCGGGGGCGGCUUCGAUCUCUACCUCAUCUUGGACAAGUCGGGCAGCGUGAACAAUGACUGGAUGUACGUUUUCACCUUUGCAGAGGAUAUAGUGAAGAACGUCAUAAACCCAAAGCUGCGGAUAUCCUUCAUCAUCUAUGCCACCUAUGGCACCACCAUCAUGAAGCUUUCUUCAGACAUAAACACUAUAGAAGACGGUCUUAACAAACUCCGUAACGUACGUCCGCAAGGAGCCACAUACAUGCAAGAAGGAUUUAAACGGGCGAUUGAGCAGAUGGAGGUAUCGAACGCCGGAGGCGUCAAGGUCCCCACGGUAAUCAUUGCUAUGACAGAUGGAACGCUGGAACCGAAACCUCUUAAAGAGACUGUGGAACUGGCUAACAAGGUUCGGAGCAUGGGGGUGACUGUUUACUGCGUGGGUGUAAAAGAAUAUUUGCAAGAACAGCUGGACGUGAUUGCAGACUCCAAGGAGCAUGCCAUCGGGGUGACAGGGGGAUUCCCAGCCCUGGGAAGUGUCACUGGAGAAGUAACUUUCGAAAAGGAGCUGUAUUCAAAUUGUAUCUCUGGAGCCUCCCAGUAUCUGUGCAGGAGGACUGUCUUUGUUGAAGUCAGCCUGAACAAUGGGCUCAACUUCCUCUCCAAUGACCUCAGCAUCACUAGCACCAAGUGUGGCCAUGGCUUCUUCCCUGGCUUCCCCAACAUCCCCUUACUCCCGGUGCUGGUGCCGUCCCUGCUGAUGCUCCCGGUGCUGCUGUGGUGUGCCUGGCGUCUGUGCCGCAAGCCAGCUGUCAAGGAACCACCACCAUUGCCACCAUCACAGCCAAUACAGUCUCCACCACCAAAAAAGGAAGAACCAGAAAAGGAGGAGACAAUGCCCCCGACGAAAUGUCCCACAUUGGUGUUCCCUUGUUGUGGAUGCCCAGGAGUUGAGGAGAUGAAACGGAUGCAGUGCAAACUGGAUGCCCUGUACACCCUUGUGAACCAGAGCUGCAUCCAGUUGUCUCCUUGUGAUGACAGGCAGGAUGAUGCUCACAGCACCCCACAUGACUGGAUGUUGCUGGUGCAGUUCCUUUAUGGUAUGGUCUCCAAAGGGUUCCCCAUGCCCCUGCCUGACCCUGUGGUUCUCCUGGUGCUACCCCAGCAGGGGAGGUGCAUCAGCUUCGCAGGUGGAGUGAAGUGCCAGUGCAUGCAGAUGGGGAAGUGCGAGGCCCUCACCUGCUGUCCAAGGUGCCAGCACCCCCCACGGGUGCACUCACAGCCUCCCUGCAGGAUGCUGCCACUGGUCCGUUUCCGCACCCGUUCUCUCUCAGGGCCUCCUCUGGCACUCCCACCCUCAGUUGCCCCAACUCUGAAACACUAA